Messenger RNA from Eimeria maxima, 537 nucleotides. RefSeq lists its product as hypothetical. The coding region runs from base 1 to 537 and encodes 178 amino acids. Lineage: Eukaryota; Apicomplexa; Conoidasida; Eucoccidiorida; Eimeriidae. The record is from RefSeq and is a predicted model, not a curated record. The transcript has a single exon.
AUGGUGGUUGCAGCUGCAGGCGCUAUCGGUUCUGCUGCAGCGCAGCAAGCAGCAUCUGCAGCAGCAGCAACUGCUGCUGCUGCAGUAAAAGAAACAGCACGUUGCUUCCGCUGGCAGCAACUGUUAGCAGCAGCAGCAGCAAAAGGAUAUAGGAGUGCAACAUUACCUCAAGGAAAGGCAACAAUAGUUCCUCUUGUCCCUCCACAAGACAGCAGCAGCAGCAGCAGCGACACCACCAGCAGCGACACCACCAGCAGCACCAGCAGCAGCAGCAGCAGCAGCAGCAGCGACAGCAGCAGCAGCAGCAGCAGCCUGAAUAAGGUAAUAUUUGAAGGAAGAUAUACAAACUUCUCUCUUGUUCAUAUAUGGGAAAAGUAUGAUUUCUUACAAACACAUUUGCUGCUGCAGGAGGCGCUGCUGCUGCAGCAGGGGCAGCAGCAGGAGUUGCUGCAGCCAGAGCAUGAGCUGCAGCAGAGACCAAUGGUCUCCCUCUCCCUUGAUAAACCACAGGCCGGGCCCCUUGAUAACCCCCAAUAA